UGCGCACUGGGCGGUCCAGCGCCGCCGCCCACCGGCUGAGCACCGUAACCGGGUCUCCGGGGCCGUGGUUGUGCGCGGCCGAGGAGGAGGAAGCUCAGGCGGUCGGGAUGACUGCUUAGAAAACUACACAGCCCACCAGCAUCUGAUGAAAUUAGCGUAUAAGCACAUCAACCAUGUCUUACACUCCAGGAAUUGGCGGUGACCCUGCUCAGCUGGCCCAGCGGAUUUCUUCCAACAUCCAGAAGAUCACACAAUGUUCUGUGGAAAUACAGAGAGCUCUGAAUCAACUUGGAACACCUCAAGAUUCACCUGAAUUGAGGCAACAAUUGCAACAGAAGCAGCAGUACACUAACCAGCUUGCCAAAGAAACUGAUAAGUACAUUAAAGAGUUUGGAUCUCUGCCCACCACCCCCAGUGAACAGCGUCAAAGAAAAAUACAGAAAGAUCGCUUAGUGGCUGAAUUCACAACAUCACUGACAAACUUUCAAAAGGUCCAGAGGCAGGCUGCUGAGAAGGAGAAGGAUUUUGUUGCUCGGGUUAGAGCCAGUUCCAGAGUAUCUGGUGGUUUUCCUGAGGACAGCUCAAAAGAAAAGAAUCUUGUAUCUUGGGAAAGCCAAACUCAACCUCAAGUACAGGUGCAGGAUGAAGAAAUUACAGAGGAUGACCUCCGCCUUAUCCAUGAGCGAGAAUCUUCUAUCAGGCAACUUGAAGCUGACAUUAUGGAUAUUAAUGAAAUAUUUAAAGAUUUGGGAAUGAUGAUUCAUGAGCAAGGAGAUGUGAUAGAUAGCAUAGAAGCCAAUGUCGAAAAUGCAGAGGUGCACGUUCAGCAAGCAAACCAGCAGCUGUCGAGGGCAGCAGACUAUCAGCGCAAAUCCAGAAAAACCCUGUGCAUCAUCAUUUUUAUCCUUGUCAUCGGAGUUGUAGUUAUUGGUCUCAUCAUAUGGGGGGUGAAUCGCAGCUAAAAUUAUGAAAGAGUGCAAUAUUAUACUACACUAUUAAAUUAUGUGGGAAGAUUCCUGUAAUCCUUUUUUUUUUCGAUGCUAUUAAAUGUAAGAGAUGGUUACCAUACUUUAUUUUGGGGGAGGUUUCCUUUGGAUUAAAUCUGGCAUUUUCUAACCUGACCUUUUCUGGAAUACCACGGUUGGCAUAGAUCCUGCUCUUGCCCACAUUGUAUAUGCCUUUCAUUUGUAAUUUAUUUAUCCUAUCGACUUAGCUUUUGGAAUUAGUUAAAGGUCUGUGUAUUCUGUGUAUUUCUGUUUUUCUAUCACAGUGCAACAUACACCUAGAUUUUGUUACUUCAUUUAAAAAUACCAAAUUUGAUUUUCAUUCAUCAGCAGAGGAGAUAUUCUCAAUACCUUAAAGGGAAAUUAUUAUAUCUAAUUGUGUUCUUUUUUUUUUUUCUGAUUCACAACAGUACCGAUUAUUUAACUUUUAUUUGUUUUCUCUUAAGACCCUGAUUUUGAUUGAAAUCAUUGAAUAUGAUUGUAGUAUAUCACAAACCCCUGAGGUGUAUAUAUUAAGCAUCUGCUGUAGAUUGCCUAGUAAAAUGCUAAGGAUAGGUUGUUUUUAUAUAGGCUCUGUUUCAGUCUGACAUUUACUGAGGAAUGUGUUGUCACUAAAUGUUUAAUGUAAUUUGAAGGAACAGUAUGACAGGUCAGUUCCUUUUGUGUUAGAAUGCAAUGUUAAAGAUUCCAUCUUACUAUUUCACUGUGUAUUUGCACAGCUAUUAUAAUGGAAAAUUUAACUAGCUUCCAUUAUAUUCUAUAAAAUAAUGGUUACUUAUGUAUCCUUUGGUCUAAUUACCUUUGGGAAGUAACUUUCUCACAAUCAUUACUUUUGAGCACCUACUACAAAUUUAGUGUUUAGUUUGCAUAUUAAUUUGUGCCAUCAUUUAGAAAAGGAAUUGGAUAUUUGUCAGUUACCUCAGUUGCCUUUUUAAAUCAAUGUUGUUUUAAUGCACUAAACUGAAUACUGUAAAAAGGGUUAUCUUAGGUUAUAGUUUGUAUUUUAUAAUAUUCUUAUAUAGCAGUUUGAUAGUGAAGGCAAUGUUUUACAUGGCUGUGAGAUUUCAAAUGGGAACAAAUAAAAUGUUAAGAAACAAAGAAGAUUGUACAUUUGCAACCAAAAUAAAGAUGAUUUUAAGUGUCUGGGAACAUCUAUUUUAUAAGAACCUCUUGCUUCAUGGGACCAACACUUGACACUUAGCUCAUAGGUUUGCCGCUGUGCUGCCUGAAAUCUCAACUGACUUAUCUUUUUGGAGUACACUUAAAGUUUUCUUUUUAGAUUUUGCCACUAAUAGGUAGGUAGAGCUACUUUGCAUGUUUUCUGCAAAACAAACUAAAGUUUGUUGUGCGAGAUUAGGAACUUUGAGAUUUUGUGUUACCAGAACUAGAUUGUUUUAGUAAAGAGGGUGGGCAGUAGCAAGAAUUAAUACAGGUGUUAGCUGUUAUGUGCUCCUUACAGCUGAUAAGGCCUGUUCUGUGGAAGUGCCCCAUUUGAGGUGGCAGCCAGCGUCAUAGGGCUAUAUGAAGGCCCCAUUGGCUGCCACAAACCAGUUCAGUUUUUGGCCACGGUACUUGGUAAGAUGUUUCUUUUUUUAACAUUCAGGCAAAUGCAUUUACUUCUGUUUGCUUCACCAUGAGUUUCCAAAACAAGAGCAGUUCACUUAGGGGUAUGAUGUUAACACCUUUAAUUUCUGUUGUCCUUUAGAUCUUUUCCUGGUCCCUGAAGGUAUGGUAGAGAACCUGAGCAGAGGCGAGGCUGUCCUCAGAGCUCUCCAGGCACUGCCCUGAGAGAAAUUCUGGAUGGCAGAUCCUUGCCUUGGGUGGAGAAGGCUGUGGGGGACUCACUAAAAUGUAACAACUUGUAAAUUUUUAAAGCAGAUAUAAAUAAAUGAUUAAAAAUGGGAACUUAGGUGCCUUGCCAACUUCUAAAAAAUACUAAUUUUAAAGGAGAUAUUAAAAUAUUGGGAAUAAAAAGAGCUGUCUUCACUAAGAAAAAUAAAAUGAGAAGCAUAGUAAAUAACCAAAUUUUUGAAACACCUUAAUUUUAGAAUUGCUUUGAAAUGUGAAGUUUCCAGCUAUGUAACAAAGUUAGAGUUCUCAUGAUUUAACACCUACAUCAGCUUGAGUUGAACUGAACCUCAAACUGAAAAAGUUAUAUAUUAUAUGACUAAAAGUGAAUGAUGGAGAUUAAUGAGCCUCUUGGCUAACUUUGAAUGCCAGUAUUGCCUGAAGUAUUUGACACUAAAUAUUAAAAUAUUCUGGUUAUGCACAGGAUUGAUGGUAAGAGAAUGAUGCCAUUUCAUUGUAACGUAGCUUGCUUUUCAGUAGGCAUGGCCUCAGCCCUAAAAAUGCAGAGACAGGCACAAAUGGAGUUCAGUCUAGGACAGCAGGCCAUGGACACAGUACUGGAGCCAGGCUGCCUGAGCACCACGGCGCCCAGCCGCGCCCGCACCGCUGACUGAGAAUACUGCCACACGGGGAGGUGGCUGCGGGGUCCUUCAGAGCCUUCGCUGCUUUUGUUAAAAAGUUCAAGUUUUGUACACACACAAAAUAAUGUUGUGAAUACCAACCUUUUUAGACAACUUUUAUAUGAAAAAAUUGAAGGCUGUUUCUUCCACACAAUUGCUCUAUGGUUUAGCAAGAAAGAGCAGAAUCAUUGUUCUUGGUGUAAUUUCUAUUUGUUUCUUCAUGUAGAAAAAAAUGUCAUAAUAAAAGGUAAAACCUAU
Messenger RNA from Condylura cristata (star-nosed mole), 3730 nucleotides. It is a transcript of the gene STX7, whose product is annotated as syntaxin 7. Gene Ontology annotation, biological process: vesicle fusion; intracellular protein transport; vesicle-mediated transport. The coding region runs from base 174 to 962 and encodes 262 amino acids. The transcript is spliced from 10 exons. Lineage: Eukaryota; Metazoa; Chordata; Mammalia; Eulipotyphla; Talpidae. Gene Ontology annotation, cellular component: synaptic vesicle; SNARE complex; membrane. Gene Ontology annotation, molecular function: SNARE binding; SNAP receptor activity. The record is from RefSeq and is a predicted model, not a curated record.